AGUCAUCGAACGGACUUGCUAGCGCACGGAUCUCUCUCUCGGGGUCGCCGACGGACGACGGAGCCAGCCAGCCUCAUCAAAUCCGGAACAUCAGCAGCAGCAGCGUGGACAAACAUACCGUCAGUCACAGUCACCAGCGUUGGGAGUAGGAGUAGCAGAACAGUGUGUGGCGCUGUAGCAGUCGGUAUUCCACCAUAUUUGUGUGUUUUCGACAGGCGGUGCGCGCGUGUGUGGGUGUCCGUCCGGUUUGUUCGGUUCACUCUCGAAUCGAGUCUCGUCUACAGUGCUGGUAGGGUAGUUGUGGACCGUGCGAAGCAGCAGCGCAGAUAAUAAAUUCAGGCAGCGGAGUGUUUCUGUCUUCCCUGCGUUCGGUGUCAUCUUCGAAUAGCACUAUCGAGCGCAUCGUUACGAAGGUGUCGUCAGCCCAGUAGCAAGCAGCUCUAUUCGCGUGGAACUUGUUGGGUGUAGUGCUUACGCGAUAUCCGACGAAGAAGUGCGACCGUGGACGGCAACGUUCCGUACAGUGAAGCUACGCAGCUUGAGUUUGACCUUAUGUAAUUGGAGUGCGGUAGUGCCUGGUCCCGUGAAAAUUUUGUGGCCACUAAAAAACGGGGGCACUUCCUCUGCACCGUCGACGUCUAAUCGCACCGUGAGUGAGUGGGUGGGUGUGAACACCCCGAAGAAAAAGCUCUCCCGGAGUGCGUGAAGGUGCCUACUGCCAGAAGGGAAAUCUUGGGAGUACAGGGCAUUAGGCGUGGUAGUGUGAUCCAGCGGGCUAGGCCGAUUGAGGCGCAGUGUGAAAAAGUGUACGGUGCUGCGAGGUGUGGUGGAUUGUCGUCGGGUUGAGCGAGCAAAGUAAUGGAGUGAGAAGAGCCAAGCGCCGCCGCCAUCGGUGAUAAGAUUAGAAAAUUCAAUUCAAGUGUGGCCGCCUUACACUCCAUAUUGAGGCUUGUGCGUGCGAAGUGAGUGAUUGCGAAGUGUAUUUUCGGGGCAGUGCAACGACUAACGAAACUCGGGCGUCGAACAAUGGAUAAAUCCGGUGGAGGCGAUUCUCGCGACGGUGGGCCUUCGUCAAGUUCUGCUUCGCAGUCACCGCAGAAGCAGCCAGCGGCCGUUCCGGCCAUUGGGUGUGGUUCCAGCUCCGGUGCCGGGUCCAGUGGCGGCAGCAGUACCGCCACCAUGACGUUGAACGUCACCACCACGACCGGGGGAAGCUUUUCCGUGCUGGUCGAGGGGGAAAACUCGGUCGAAAACCUCAAGAAAAUCAUAUCGAAAAAGCUGAAAGUCUCCAAGGACCGUAUCUGUUUGCUGCACCGCGAGAGGGAGCUACACGAUGGCACGCUACGAGAGAAUGGACUUAUGGAUGGCUCCAAGCUGAUCCUCACACCGAACGUUGAGACUGGACUGCUGGCACAGCGAGCGGAGAAUACCGUCAUGCAGGCGCUGGAAUCGCUAAAUGAUAAUCAGGUGAACGAUUUUCUGAGUGGCAAAUCUCCGCUAAAUUUGAGCGUCCGAUUAGGGGAUCACAUGAUGCUGAUUCAGCUGCAACUAAGUACUUUAAAUCCCUCGUCGCAAAGUGGAAGUCGCUCCAAGGCUCAUAAAUCGCGCAGUCUUACUGCAGGAAGCAGUAGCUCUAGCACUGCUGGAACAAGUUUGGUGCAAGCUUCGUCAUCACGGAGUAGGACCAGUAUUCCAAUCGGCUUCCGCAGAGUGGCUGCCGAUGGUUCGAGUGGGUCCAGCAACAGAACCAUUAUUGAACAUGUGACCGAGACGCAGACAUUCACCAAGCAGGAACUGGAGAAUAUUCACAGCAUAGUAAAGAACCUUGCCGAAAGUGAGAAUGCUACAAUGGCAAUCGUGCGUCCCAGCGCACCGGAACCGAUGGAGACUGAACCGGAAGUCAGGCAUUCGGCCUCGGAGUCCCCGAUCAAAUCCCUAUCCAAUUUAGUCUCUAGCUCGAUUAACUCAAGUAACAUUCCCUUGCCGUGCAAUAAUAAUAGCCUGCCGGUAGAUCUGCCCUCAGCUUGCACCGACCCAAUCAGCGCCAACCUGACUUCGUGUCUCUGCAAAAGACUGGACAACAAUGACAACAAUUCCUGCGAUACGACCUGCUCUACGCACCCUUCGGAACCUCAACCCUCGACGUCAACGGCCAGUUUGCACCGUACCGCACAUAACCCCAUCGCGCGUCACAAGUCAAAGAUCCAUACUCUCAGGAAGCACUACAGCUUUGACGGCACUGCCCUGCAGAAAACGGAACUGGAAACUGUACAACCCGUGGCUUCAACCUCUGCCCCCAACUCUCCACAGCGCCCGGAACAAGCUCUUGUGCAUCAUUCGCAUCACCACCACCACCCUCAUCAGCACUACCACCACCAUCACCACCAACCGAGUCAUCAAUCUCAACCACAACCUGGCCCAAGCAACGCUUCCCGCGCCCUCAAUACCGAUCCAGCUGCCGUCGAGAACCCUGCGCUAGCGGAAGCCUCCCGCAAUCUAACACAAACGCUCCGAAAACUCUCCAAGCGAGUUUUUACCAACAAGACUAGUGAAGCUGCGCAGGAACAGGCCCGCAACGUCAGCUCUGGUGCGGUUAUAGAAUCCAUGAAACACCACGGGAAGGGCAUCUACUCCGGUACUUUCUCUGGAACACUGAAUCCCGCCUUGCAGGACAAGUUCGGCCGGCCGAAACGGGAUAUCUCCACCAUAAUCCACAUCCUGAACGAUCUACUCAGCGCGGCUCCGCAAUGCGCGCGAACUGGAACCAAGAUCUACUUUGAACCAUCCUCAAGCACUGCCGCCGCCUCAUCGACCAACCAAGUCACAGCUGGGGCAAGUUCCGGAGCCGGAUCGACCGCCACCGGGAACAGCAAUGGAAGCAACCUGCAAGCCGCAGCCCUGAUGGCACCUGCCACCCUAACUACUCCGAUAGCGGCACCCAGCCCUCGACUGGUUUCCCGUUGUGUCCCGGCUUCGAUCCACACCAAAAAGUACCCAAGCAACAGCGGAACCACUACAACUGUCGCUAGCCUUGGCCCCAGCAGCAGCUGCUGCAGCGGUUGCAAACCCGUAGAAUCCCAAACCAGUGGUGGUGCCUCCGCCCUCGCCGCCCGCUGCCAUCACCAUGCACCGAAAGCCACCCCAAAAGUGCUGUGCAAGUGUGGCCUCCCACUGGCGGCGACACCCACGGCUGUUUCGGCUUCUACUCCCAUCGGCGCCCCGCAACAUUGCCAACGCUGUGCUGCCGCCAUCAGCGCAGCCGAGCUGGAAAACUCCAAAACCAAAUCCAAACUAGACAAUCUUCGCCUGAUUAUGCAGCAGAAGAAGGAACGCCGCGAAGCUCGUAAGCAAAAGUGUGCUCCGUACAGCACCGCGUCGUCCGUGAUGGCCUCCCCGCUAGCAUCAUUAUCAUCAUCAUCAUCAGCGGCACCGUCAUCGGCCAUCGAAGUCAGUGGGACGACGGCCGCUCUUGCUGUCUCGCAUCGCUCCCCCCUUCCCAUCGCUGCCGCCACAGCUCAAUCCGUUCAAGAGACAAUGGAUACCACCACGGCUAUGGCUGACGGAGGUGACACAGCCGUAGCCGCAGCAGCAGCAGCAUCAGAAUCCAAUAACGAAGGAAAUAGCAACAACAACAAAAGCAGCAACGCAGCAAAUUCGGCCACUGCCACCGCCACGGCAACGACCACCACCACAACGGCGGCUGCGACGUCUUCGGAGUCGUCGACGCAAAGUCAUCAAAUCGUUGAAGAGGUUGAUACUGUUGCAUAAGCAAAUCCAUGUAGAGGAGAUUGAAAGAAGCAGAAACAAAUUUAUUCUACACAGCAGUGGAACUCAACACUUAAUUAUUCAAUUUUAGCAUCAAUCUACAGAGAAGGACAACAAAUACAACCGGUACUGCACUGUGUUUAGUGAUGGAUUCAAUAGUUCUGUACAAAAACCGAUAGUCAAGUCUAAGCAAACUAAUAACUAUGAUAAACAACAAAGUACUAACAGCAGAAGAAAAUUUCUUAGCGAAGAUGAUACCCUCCUAGCAAUUAGUUAACCUUCGUAAACAGUUAAACAUUGAAACAAGUAAUCCCCUCUACAUAAUCCUGAGAAAAUUUGAAGCGAACCUGAUGCGCGGAAGUAAGACAAAUUUACCACACAGACAAUGAUCUCCAAUUUGAAUGAAUGUUCUUACAAUCGGUUGCAGCAGAUUGUACAGCGAUUGCUGAGUCGUGUUAGACCACCAUCAGAUCUUAAAAUACAAGUCUAGUAAGUAACAGAAAUACAUACUGAACCACGAAAAAAAAACAUUAUUUAGCAAAUUCUAUUUUAACUUUAAGGCAAUCGCAAACAAAAAAACAAAAAUGAGGUGAAAAAACUGUUUAAACAAAAUGGCUUCUGGUUUCCAAAACUAUCUCCAUUAAUUGUAACACUGAGUCGGCACAAAGCCGACACUUAUUAAACCUAGAGAAAGAAAAAAAACACACAAAAUCUUGCUACUCGCGAAACUGAAAAUAACAAAAAAAAAUGUAAAACUCAUUCCUGUACUAUGAUAAAGUAUUUGUAGUGAAGUACCCCCCUCCCCUGAAUUCGUACUAUUAGCAGCUUAGUAAAACAAAUUUAAUCAAAUAUAUUCUAGCGAUUCGGAUGUUUUUCGCUUCGUUUUGUGCGUUUCUUUGUUUUGUUUCAAAUUGUUCUGUUUAUUUUUCCAUUUUUGCCCUAGAUUAUAUUUGCUUAUUUUCUACACUGAACUUAGACAAAGAAAACAAAACUAAACUAGAGACGGUGGAAUAUGUGUUCCGAUUCAAACUUCAUUCUAUCCGUGCGAGUUAGGCGAGUCGACCUUAAAGGUUCAACCACAAUUCGGUUUUACUGCAAUCAUUUAGGAUUAGGGAUUUUCGCUCCAUCGGGAGCGACUGUGGGUGGUUAAUGUUUGUGUUUUGAACCACGGGAUUACCCCGUAUUUUGAUUUGCCUUAUUAUGUUUAUUAAGUUGAGAUAUGAAACAAAAAUAGUAAGAAAAGUUAGGUGUAGCGUGAAUAAUUGACACAAUGACUGUGUUUUGUAGAUGUAAGGGGAGCGAUGUUGCGACAAAAGCUUCAAACCCCAAUUUGAUAUACUGAAUAAAAAAAAAAGAACGGAAGAGGGAUCUUUCGAAGACAAAUCUAGCAAAUCUAUUCAAGGAUCAAAUUUAAAUCAACGGUAAUCUACGUAAUGAAACUCACGCCACGCACGCAUGUAAGCAAGUGUGUGGCGUCAUUUUCAAUGUCUUGAGCAGUAAACAAUGGUUUAGCGUAAUACAAUGGUAUGAAGUAAAUAAUCAACAACAAAAAAAAUCGGAUGGCUGAAGAACAAAACGUCGUGUAAUGCUAAAAAGAGUAAAUCUUAACGGAAACAAUAAAGAUAUAUUGCAAUCUACAGCUAAAA
Molecule: messenger RNA, 5411 nt
Organism: Armigeres subalbatus
Lineage: Eukaryota; Metazoa; Arthropoda; Insecta; Diptera; Culicidae
Gene: stx
Product: midnolin homolog
Exons: 5
Coding region: 1027-3768 (913 amino acids)
Cellular component (GO): nucleus
Molecular function (GO): protein binding
Source: RefSeq, a predicted model, not a curated record